Molecule: messenger RNA, 1779 nt
Organism: Colletotrichum spaethianum
Lineage: Eukaryota; Fungi; Ascomycota; Sordariomycetes; Glomerellales; Glomerellaceae
Product: N-acetyltransferase eso1
Exons: 1
Coding region: 1-1779 (592 amino acids)
Biological process (GO): response to radiation; error-prone translesion synthesis
Cellular component (GO): replication fork; nucleus; site of double-strand break
Molecular function (GO): DNA-directed DNA polymerase activity; damaged DNA binding
Source: RefSeq, a predicted model, not a curated record
AUGAUUCCGUCGACUAAUGAUAUCACCAGGCAAGGUCUGAUUGCCGUCAACUACCCCGCGCGUGAACAUGGAAUCGGUCGCCAUUGUACCUUGACGGACGCUAAGAAGCUUUGUCCCACCCUGAUUGCUCAGCACGUAGCCACAUGGCGCGAGGGCGACGACAAGUGGGCAUAUCGUGACGAUGCCGCCGCCAACAUCCAGAGCGACAAGGUCUCACUCGACCCAUACCGGCUGCAAUGCAGAAAGAUUCUGCAAAUCAUCAAAGAAAGCUUACCCCCAGACCUUCAAAAGGUCGAAAAAGCCAGCAUCGACGAGGUCUUCCUUGACCUUUCCGCCCAGGUUCACGCAAUCCUAUUGGAGCGCUUCCCUGAACUAGCAAACCCGCCUCCUUACGAUGACCCGACUGAGAAUCUCCCUGGCCCCUCCGUGGCAGCACUGGACUGGCAGGCAGAUGCCCUCGUCGACCUGGAUGAAGAGGAGGAGUCUGUGGACCCAGAUUGGGACGACGUGGCGAUCCUUAUUGGGUCUGAAAUUGUGCGCCAUGUCCGAGGCCAGAUCUUGGAGAGGCUACAGUACACAUGCUCGGCAGGCAUCGCCAAAAAUAAGCUACUCAGCAAGUUAGGCUCCGGUCACAAAAAGCCCAAUCAACAGACCGUCGUUCGAAACCGAGCUGUGGCCCAUUUCUUAUCCGGCUUCAAGUUCACAAAGAUACGCAAUCUUGGAGGAAAGCUCGGCGAAAACGUAGUGUCAACCUUCAACACCGACGCCGUUAGUGAGCUUCUGGCCAUUCCUCUGGACCAAAUGAAAGCCAAGUUGGGCCAUGACACAGGAAAUUGGGUACACAAUACCAUCCGUGGUAUUGACACUAGCGAGGUCAACUCCCGCACGCAGAUCAAGUCGAUGCUUUCGGCGAAGUCUUUUCGACCUUACAUCAAUACUCCUGAACAGGCUGUCCGAUGGCUCAGGAUCUUUGCUGCUGACAUCUUCGCCCGCUUGGUCGAGGAGGGAGUUCUGGAGAAUAGACGCAGGCCGAGAACCAUCAACUUGCACCAUCGACAUGGUGGCCAGACCAAGUCGCGCCAAGGCCCAAUUCCCCAAGGCAAAACACUUGACGAGCAAGGCUUGUUCGAGCUCGCAAAGAAUCUUUUGAAUCAGAUCAUGGCGGAAGGCAAUAUCUGGCCCUGCGCCAAUCUCAGCUUGAGCGUGGGUGGCUUCGAAGAAGGUGUCACGGGCAACAUGGGCAUCGGCGCCUUCUUGCUAAAAGGAGAAGAUGCCCAGGCACUGAGGCAGGGCAGCCGCGAAGCAAGCCAUCCAUCCACUUCGGAAGAAAUGCCGUUUUCUAAAAGGCGCCGGACGGAUGGAGGAGCGAUCGAUCGCUUCUUUACACGGAACGUUUCCACUGACGACGAACUGCCAUUCACCAAUACAACCGCAGAAAACGAUCUCGAACCCCCAGAAAAGGCUACGUCUGCAGAGCUUCCGGCGGCUACGUCGACCUCCCUGGUGCAGGGGGGCCACAUCAGCUCUCAUCAGGUCCCAAUCACAGCCUUUGUGUGUUCACGGUGUAACGCACGCUUUGAAACGUCAGAAGAGCACCAGAGCCACAAGGAUUGGCACUUUGCCAAAGACCUCCAGGACGAAGAACGUGGCAAGCCUGCAUUUGUCAGUCGCUCUUCCGCCACCCGCGGCUCUGGUACAAAGCCAUCAAGUGCAUCAGCCAAGCGGGGGGGACGCGGCGGCAAGCUUGAGCAAGGACAGAGCAAGUUGAAGUUUGGAUGA